Messenger RNA from Boeremia exigua, 1363 nucleotides. RefSeq lists its product as uncharacterized. Lineage: Eukaryota; Fungi; Ascomycota; Dothideomycetes; Pleosporales; Didymellaceae. The record is from RefSeq and is a predicted model, not a curated record. The coding region runs from base 143 to 1174 and encodes 343 amino acids. Gene Ontology annotation, molecular function: oxidoreductase activity, acting on the CH-OH group of donors, NAD or NADP as acceptor. The transcript is spliced from 2 exons.
CCGCUAAGUGGGAUGUAGCGAGCAUACAAAUGUCGCAACAUCUCGCCAUUUCAAUCUGUAAACAUCUGCUAAGACAGAGUUAAAAACUCCUCGAGCCUCUCCACACACAGUCACCUCAAUUCGAUUACCACAGAAACUCACAAUGACUCGUGUUCUGCUUACUGGAGCAAGUGGCUUCAUCGCUGCACACACUCUUGACAUCCUCCUGGAGCGGGGCCACUCCGUCGUUGGCACAGUUCGCUCGCAAGAGAAGGCCGACAAGAUCAAAGCGCAAUAUAACGGGAAAUAUGCGGAUAAACUGAGCUUUGCGAUUGUGCAUGACAUCGCCCAAGACGGUGCUUUUGAUGAGGCCGUCAAGUCAGACCCCCCCUUCGAGGCGGUCCUCCACACUGCCAGUCCGUUCCACUUCAACGUCACCGACGUACAAAAGGACCUCAUUGACCCCGCAGUAAUCGGAACGAGCGGUAUCCUCAAGUCAAUUAAGAAAAAUGCACCCUCGGUCAAACGCGUCGUCAUCACAUCCUCAUUCGCUGCCAUCAUACAAGCCGACAAGGGAUUUUGGCCUGGCCACACCUAUUCAGAGGAUGACUGGAACCCGAUCACGGCUGAGGAGGCGACCGAGAACCCCAUGCUGGGCUACCGGGCAAGCAAAACCUUUGCCGAGAAGGCUGCCUGGGAGUUCCUUGAGAAGGAGAAGCCUAACUUUACUAUCGCUACUAUCAAUCCUCCGAUGGUGUUCGGACCCAUCGCGCACGCCCUUGACAGCCUCGACAACCUCAACACGUCAAACGAGCGCAUCCGCAACGCUUGUCAGGGCAAAUUUAAGGACGAAAUCCCUCCUUCUGGGGUCCACCUGUGGGUUGAUGUCAGGUCUUGCGCGCAGGCACAUGUCGCCGCUUUCGAAAAGGCCGAGGCUGCGAACAAGCGUUUCUUCGUGACAGCUGGCUACUUCUCGAACAAAGAGAUCACCCAAAUCAUCAAGAAGAACUUCCCAGAGUUCAAGGACUUGCCGAGCGACUCGACGCCUGGCGGUGACUACCCCGAGGGCACACCGGACAAGGGCCUGUACACAUACAACAACAAGCGCUCGAUUGACAUCCUGGGCUUGGACUACAUCCCUCUGGAGAAGUCGAUUGUUGACUCGGUCAAGUCGUUCCAGGCCAAGGGAUUGUAGAGUUGUGUGUCAUGGCUAGAGUUGGCAAUACACAAACGCGUAUAUGAUGGCGGGCGCACCAAGCUAAGCUCCGUGACAGUCUCCAGGAGCAGUAUCCUGGUCCGUUCACUGUCGAAUAUAUGAUUGUAGCCAAGUUCACAGCACAGGGUUCGGGAAGCGUGAUUUGGAUACACAUAACAUUGAUAGACU